Messenger RNA from Callorhinus ursinus (northern fur seal), 3719 nucleotides. It is a transcript of the gene MME, whose product is annotated as membrane metalloendopeptidase. NCBI's taxonomy places the organism in Eukaryota, Metazoa, Chordata, Mammalia, Carnivora, Otariidae. Gene Ontology annotation, biological process: amyloid-beta clearance; protein processing. The record is from RefSeq and is a predicted model, not a curated record. Gene Ontology annotation, molecular function: metalloendopeptidase activity. Gene Ontology annotation, cellular component: plasma membrane.
CGAAGCUUGACCGAGCGCAGGCGGGAGCAGCCACCCAACUCCCGGCGCGGGAUCUGCUGAGAGGCCACGAUUUUAGGUGAUGGGCAGAUCAGAAAGUCAGAUGGAUAUAACUGAUAUCAGCACUCCAAGGCCAAAGAGACAACGAUGGACCCCACUGGAGAUCAGUCUGUCUGUCUUUGUCCUCCUCCUUACCGUCAUCGCUGUGACGAUGAUCGCACUCUAUGCGACCUAUGAUGAUGGUAUUUGUAAGUCGUCAGACUGCAUAAAAUCAGCCGCUCGACUAAUCCAGAACAUGGAUGCUACUGCUGAGCCUUGUACAGACUUUUUUAAGUAUGCCUGUGGAGGCUGGUUGAAACGCAACGUCAUUCCUGAGACCAGCUCCCGUUACAGUAACUUUGACAUUUUAAGAGAUGAACUAGAAGUCAUUUUGAAAGAUGUUCUUCAAGAACCCAAACCUGAAGAUAUAGUAGCAGUGCAGAAAGCAAAAACAUUGUACAGAUCUUGUAUAAAUGAAUCUGCCAUUGAUAGCAGAGGUGGGAAACCUCUACUCAGUCUGUUACCAGAUAUAUAUGAUUGGCCAGUAGCAACAGAAAACUGGGAGCAAACAUAUGGUACUUCUUGGACAGCUGAGAAAUCUAUUGCACAACUGAAUUCUAAAUAUGGGAAAAAGGUCAUUCUUAAUUUUUUUGUCGGCACUGAUGAUAAGAACUCUGUGAACCAUAUAAUUCAUAUUGACCAGCCUCGGCUUGGCCUCCCUUCCAGGGACUACUAUGAGUGCACUGGAAUAUAUGAAGAGGCUUGUACAGCAUAUGUGGAUUUUAUGAUUUCUGUGGCCAGAUUGAUUCGUAAGGAGAAAGGACUGCCCAUCGAUGAAAACCAGCUUUCUUUGGAAAUGAAGAGAGUUAUGGAAUUGGAAAAAGAAAUUGCCAAUGCUACAACUAAACCUGAAGAUCGAAAUGACCCCAUGCUUCUUUACAACAAAAUGACAUUAGCCCAGAUCCAAAAUAACUUUUCACUAGAGAUCGGUGGAAAGCCAUUCAGCUGGUCAAAUUUCACAAAUGAAAUCAUGUCAACUGUGAAUAUUAAUAUUCCAAAUGAGGAAGAUGUGGUUGUUUAUGCUCCAGAAUAUUUAACCAAACUUAAGCUCACUCUUACCAAAUAUUCUGCCAGAGAUCUUCAAAAUUUAAUGUCCUGGCGGUUCAUAAUGGAUCUUGUAAGCAGCCUCAGCCGAACCUACAAGGAGUCCAGAAAUGCUUUCCGCAAGGCCCUAUAUGGCACAACAUCAGAAACAGCAACAUGGAGACGUUGUGCAAACUAUGUCAAUGGAAAUAUGGAAAAUGCUGUGGGAAGGCUGUACGUGGAAGCAGCAUUUGCUGGAGAGAGUAAACAUGUGGUUGAGGAUUUGAUUACACAAAUCCGUGAGGUUUUUAUUCAGACUUUAGAUGACCUCACUUGGAUGGAUGCUGAAACGAAAAAGAAAGCUGAGGAGAAGGCCUUAGCCAUUAAAGAAAGAAUUGGCUAUCCUGAUGACAUUAUUUCAAAUGAUAAUAAACUGAAUAAUGAAUACCUCGAGUUGAACUACAGGGAAGAGGAAUACUUUGAGAACAUAAUUCGAAACUUGAAGUUCAGCCAAAUUAAACAGCUAAAGAAGCUCCGAGAAAAGGUGGACAAGGAUGAGUGGAUAAGCGGAGCAGCUGUAGUCAAUGCAUUUUACUCUUCAGGCAGAAAUCAGAUAGUCUUCCCAGCUGGCAUUCUGCAACCCCCCUUCUUCAGUGCCCAGCAGUCUAACUCGUUGAACUACGGGGGUAUCGGCAUGGUCAUAGGACAUGAAAUCACCCAUGGCUUCGAUGACAAUGGCAGAAAUUUUAACAAGGAUGGAGACCUUGUUGACUGGUGGACUCAACAGUCGGCAAAUAAUUUUAAAGACCAAUCCCAAUGCAUGGUGUACCAGUAUGGAAACUUCUCCUGGGACCUAGCAGGUGGACAGCAUCUCAAUGGAAUUAAUACACUGGGAGAAAAUAUUGCUGAUAAUGGAGGUAUUGGCCAAGCAUACAGAGCCUAUCAAAAUUAUGUUAAAAAGAAUGGUGAAGAAAAAUUACUUCCUGGACUUGACCUAAAUCACAAACAACUAUUCUUCUUGAACUUUGCCCAGGUGUGGUGUGGCACCUACAGGCCAGAGUAUGCUGUCAACUCCAUUAAAACAGACGUUCACAGUCCAGGGAAUUUCAGGAUUAUUGGGACUUUGCAGAACUCCCCUGAGUUUUCAGAGGCCUUUCACUGCCGCAAGAAUUCAUACAUGAAUCCAGAAAAGAAAUGCCGCGUGUGGUGAUCUUGAGCGAAAGCGGUGUGGCCCUUGGCUAGACUUGCCAACACCACCGAAACGGGGAACUCUGUCCGCAGAGGUCACUGUAAUGACAUGGGGGAUAGUUCACAGAGAUGACAAAGCAUCAUAUUAGAAAUGGAGUUAGGUUAUUCUGGAAAAGGUGUGGAGAGAGGAGGGGGGUGUCUGGUGUCUAUCAAAUCAAUCACUCUCACUGUGUAAAUAAUGCUUGAUCUCUAAAGAUAUUACCAUUCAUUUCUGUUUCUCAUAUGAUCUGCCAGUUGAUGUCGUCUCUUGAAAACAGUGUUAACCACUUGAUGUAGACUGGGAUUGCUAAUCAAAGGGAGAUUAAAGAGAUUGAAGCAUACAUUUGGCUCCAAAAGCACAGCGGUGGCAUGAGGGUUAAAAACACAUUGCCUCACUACUUGUUUUUACUUUUAUUUGCAACUUGUUCACUCCUACAGAACUCUUCCAAAGAAUUCUUAUACAUAUUGGGGCCUUGGGACUUAAUGUAAUUUGAAACCGAUUUUGCCAAUCAUCAGUUUAUUCAUUCUGAGAUCAUUUUAUUUUAAGCUACUCUUAGGGCUAAAAUGAAUGUCUGAAACUGUUUUUGAUUGUACCUGCUUUCACCGAUAAUGAAAUUCUUGAGGGUCCAUGCAAUUUUCUAAGCAAUUUCUUGUUCUCUCUCUCUCUCUCAAAACUUGAUCUUUUUAAGAGAUUUGUAGUAAUGUAUAAAUAAUAAUUUUUAUAUUUAAUUAUUAACUACAUUUAUGACUAAGUAAUUAUUAUAGGUAAUCAUUGAAUAUUGACGUUUCAGACAGAUAAAUAGUUAUGGACUAAGAUCUGUAAAGUGAUGUACAGAUGAAGAUUUGAGACUUUUUAAGCUUAUCAAUCAUAUUGAUAAAAAGCUUAAAGCACAAACUCUGGGUUAAAAAUUGCCAUUGGACCGUUGUCUGAAGCAGAAUUUUUCAAAAUAAACUCUGUCCCUGAGCUGGCUAUGAAAGAAGGACAAAACUGCAUCUGUGUAGCUCUGCAUCUCCUUAGCUUUUCAGGUUUGCCAUCUGAUGGAAAUAUUUUGAUCCUAAAUUGGAAUUGUGAGCCCAUUACUCACGGAGCCUACUGUGCCAGCAGUCUAGCUCUGGAGAGUGCAUUUCUGAAUAUAAAUGAGAGGUUUGCCCACCUCGGACAGACCUGCGUCUGAAAUCCGAACUUGCCUAGAGUUCUGGGAGGGGCCUGUCUAGUCCCUGCUAGGAACUCAUCUCUUGAGGCUUUAUCUUCUUCUCUUUCCCUGUCCUUUUGGCUAGUUUGGUUAACUUCGUUAUUUGAUUAGUAUUUUACAAAAGAGGCAUUUUCCUUAUUUUUCCUAACAAAAUGAAAAUGAGGGAAUUUCAAUUCAAAA